Molecule: messenger RNA, 675 nt
Organism: Sphenostylis stenocarpa
Lineage: Eukaryota; Viridiplantae; Streptophyta; Magnoliopsida; Fabales; Fabaceae
Source: the annotation of a GenBank genome assembly
AUGGCAGCCGCAUCCUCCCUCACCUCCUUCCUCUCCUUCCUCCUCCCUGGAAAGCCCCAACCGCAGCCUCCUUCCAUCACGCGCUUUCCGCUUCAGAGCCACAAGCUAUGUGCCCAACACCAUGACCACCACUCACCGGAGCUGUCCUCGCACGUGAUGAACCCGUCUCACGCGCACGCUAACACACUCUUCUUCCGCUCGGCUUACAACGUGCAGGUGGUGGUUGACGAGAACGAACCGGAGGAGAGGCUGCUCAAUCGGUUCCGUAGAGAGGUCAUGAAAGCCGGAGUCAUACAAGAGUGCAAGAGGAGACGCUUCUUUGAGAACAAGCAGGAGGAGAAGAAACGCAAGACCCGCGAAGCUGCCAAGCGUAACAGCAGAAGAAGGCGCCCUCAAUCGAGAUAUCAAGCACAAAACAAGCCGGAUGUUGCAACAACCAAGAAGGUUGAGGAUGAUGAUAAUUGGGAUCUUCCGGAAUAUGAUGUUGACCACUGGAAUGUAUUUAAGUUAUUGAGUGACCAGGGUUUUCUCUCUGAUGAGGUUACUGAAAUCCAUGACCUCGUUGGAACAAGACUAAGGGUUAGAUACAGGGUAUUCAAGCAUGAACUGAAAAAUUUAGUCAUGAAGAAGCAAUGUAGGCGAUGCCAAAAUAUGGUUGUGCUUUUAGAGAAAUAA